Molecule: messenger RNA, 1176 nt
Organism: Necator americanus (New World hookworm)
Lineage: Eukaryota; Metazoa; Nematoda; Chromadorea; Rhabditida; Ancylostomatidae
Exons: 3
Coding region: 1-1176 (391 amino acids)
Source: RefSeq, a predicted model, not a curated record
AUGUAUGAACUUCUGCGCUUCCGUAUGGAAUUCUGCAAUUGCACGAAAUCUUGGUCGACAACUAGACCGCGUGGCAAUACGGAUAAGAUAAAUCUAUCCGUAUCUUUGGCGAGCAAGAAAACCCCUCACAAUUCCACAAUUGGUGCAUCGGCAGAUCAAAAGAUCCAGAAACGCCUGUUGACAACUUUUACCAAUAAGCUUGAACAUAUCGUUUCGAGACUGAAGGAGGAGAAGCUAGAGGAAAUCCCAAUAGAUCCCCAGGCACCGCGCAGUAUAGUAAAAGAAAAUGCCAGUAGGUUAGAAGAGGGUAUUAGCGCGAUUAACUCGGCUACCGUCAAAGUAGAGAACGUUCUCAGCAACUUUGCAUCAAUACUUGAUAGGUUGGAGCAACCCUCGGAGAAAGAACAAGAAGAUUUUGAACUAUAUCUAUGCAAAUCCGAAUCAGCGCUAUCUUGCGCCUUCGACCUUAUGGUAUUGAUGCAAGCGCGACUACAAGCACUAACUUCCUGCGUAGAUACAGCUCAAUCAUAUUCAGCUACUCCGCAUGAUGUAAACAGCUCUUCGUUAGCAAUGAAUCAUCUACAGACGAAGCCAGUAGAGCUUCCUUCUCUCCCCAUCCCGACCUUUGGGGAUAACAUAUGGGAAAGGGAUAACUUCUGGGAAUUAUUCAAUAACAAUAUACACUCCCAGCAGUUACCGGAAAUGGUAAAAUAUAACUACUUACUCAAUGCUUUGAAAGGGGAAGCCAGGGACUGUAUAAGAAAGUUCCAGGUCACUAAGGAUAACUACUCCAAGGCCACAAACUUCCUACUUGUGAAAUACGAUAACAGGGAAGUCCUAAUUAAGCAGUUGGUAGAAAGACUGUAUAAGUCGGUAUUACGAAGUCCAUCAAUAAAGGACCAACGUCAUCUUCUCGAACAACUACAACUGAUUGUAGCCCAGUUGACUGAAAAGAGAGAAGAGGUCAAUAGCCCAUGGCUAAUAAAAAAGGUGUUAGCCAAUUUUCCCGAUUCGGUCAAGCGGAAAGUGAUUGCCAAAAAGCAAGAACUAUCCGCAGACGUUCCGUUUACAAUGCAACAUCUCUUUAAGUUCAUAGAUGAGAUACUGUCCACGGAAGAAAUGUUCCUAUCCUGUUCCUUUCCGAGAAGAGUUCUCCAAUGCAACAGAGACAAGUGA